AUGUUCAGACAAUACUCCAACUUCAUAUCCCACAAGAGGAGAAGAAGCAAAAGUACUUCUCGGGUCUUGUCCGUUGCCCAGUCCGAAGCAGCCUCAGAUGCACCAACAGUAAAUGAGCCGAUUGAGAUUUGGACUCACUCGCAGCCCAUAGAUGCUGCUACCCAGCAACAGAAUGGCUGUUUCACCACUUUGACUGCACGGAUACACAAAUACGAUCAUGUGGCCCAAAGAGGUAGCGAUCGCUUCUUGGAGGACUUGACGGCCACCCUCGACAGCGAAGAGGCCAAGUCGAAGAGCAGCUAUCUGACCUCCCCGGUGGGAAAUUACGCUAGUUUUCUGUAUCCAGAGUGCAUGCCCGAAAGGUUGGAACUUGUCGCCUAUUUGACUGAACUCGGAAAUGUCCAUGACGACCAUACCGAUAGUAAGAACACGCCCGCGGCAGACAAGCCGGAGGAGCUGGUUGAAUCGCCCCGAGCCGAAGCCAGAAAGAAACUUCUGGAGAAAGUGACGGGAGAACUGACUGACAAGGAUGGACUUGAGAUCAUCGACUGCUACCGGAGCAACUGGCUUGUCACGCCGGAUGUUCCCACCGCCGAUAAUUGUGCCAAUCUUGAUGACUACGUGGCUCGUCGACGUCUUAAUGCAGGAAUUGAGUAA
Messenger RNA from Aspergillus oryzae RIB40, 657 nucleotides. RefSeq lists its product as uncharacterized. The coding region runs from base 1 to 657 and encodes 218 amino acids. Lineage: Eukaryota; Fungi; Ascomycota; Eurotiomycetes; Eurotiales; Aspergillaceae. The record is from RefSeq and is a predicted model, not a curated record. The transcript has 2 exons.